Molecule: messenger RNA, 2958 nt
Organism: Cordyceps militaris CM01
Lineage: Eukaryota; Fungi; Ascomycota; Sordariomycetes; Hypocreales; Cordycipitaceae
Product: mitotic control protein dis3
Exons: 2
Coding region: 1-2958 (985 amino acids)
Biological process (GO): rRNA catabolic process
Cellular component (GO): cytoplasmic exosome (RNase complex); nuclear exosome (RNase complex)
Molecular function (GO): 3'-5'-RNA exonuclease activity; endonuclease activity; RNA binding
Source: RefSeq, a predicted model, not a curated record
AUGACGAGUCUCAAGAGGGCGCAUGAGCCUGGGCAUCUAGCCUCGAAUAUUUCCAGCAAAACAUAUGUCCGCUCCACCCGCACCGGCAAGGUCCAAAAGAUUGUGAGAGAGGUCUACCUCAGAACAGAUAUCCCCUGCUCGUCGCAGCUGUGCAGGGCGUGCCUCGAGUUUGCUCCUCGCAAUGCUGCUGGUCAGGCUCAACCGUUUGUCCUGUCUGCGAAGCCGGCGGGCACCAAGGCUUUCCCGCGCGGACACUACCUGGUGCCGGACACCAACGCACUUCUAAAUGCCAUGGACCUCUUUGAGCAGAGUUCCGCUUUUUACGACGUCGUCAUCCUGCAGACCGUGCUGGAGGAGCUCCGCAACCGCUCCCUGCCGCUGUACAACCGCCUGAUUUCACUGACCAAGAGCGAGGACAAGCGCUUCUAUGUCUUCUUCAACGACUUUCGCGUCGAGACCUACGUGCAGAGAGAGCCUAAUGAGUCCGUCAAUGACAGGAACGAUCGCGCUGUACGCCAGGCCGUCAAGUGGUACGGCGAGCAUCUCGCAACGCAAGCUGGCAAGGCCACCGCGCCGGCCGUCUUAAUGUUGACCGAUGAUCGCGAUAAUAUUCGCAAGGCGAAGAAGGAAGGAAUCGAAGCAGCUACUCUCAGGGAUUACAUUGGCAGCUUGGCAGACGGUGAAAACCUGCUGGACUUGAUCCCCGAGUCGCAGAGCCAAGGGCGCGAGGAUAUCAACAAGGGCUCUCAGCCACUGUACCCUGAAUACUUUACGAUAUCGCGCAUGAUGACUGGUGUCAAGGCUGGCAUCAUGCACCAAGGCAUCUUCAACGUCUCGCCAUACAACUAUCUCGAGGGGUCUAUCAAGGUGCCGGCCUUUUCCAAACCCCUUAUCAUCCUGGGGAGAGAAAACAUCAACAGAGCUGUCGACGGCGAUGUCGUUGUCGUGGAGCUUUUGCCACAAGAUCAGUGGAAACAACCGUCCACCAAAAUUAUCGAAGAGGACACGGUCACAAAGAAUGAAGAUGCCGAUGCCGAGCAGCAAGACUUCGUCUCGGAUCGCGAGAAGAAGGCGCUACAGGAGCAAGUUAGGCGCACACACAAGAACAGCUCGGAAAGCCAAGCGCAGCCCACUGCCAAGGUUGUUGGCAUCAUCAAGCGCAACUGGCGGCAGUACGUCGGCCACAUCGACCCGUCGUCGGCGAGCAAGGGCCCGAGCCAGGGCCGCAAGCUGGACAGCGUCUUCCUCAUCCCCAUGGACAAGAAGAUCCCCAAGAUUCGCUUGCGCACACGGCAAGUAGCGGAGCUGCUGGGAAAGCGUCUCUUGGUGACGAUUGACGCGUGGGACCGCGACUCAAGACACCCGGUCGGCCACUUUGUGCGGUCGCUCGGUGAGCUUGAAACUAAGGCCGCCGAGACAGAAGCCCUGCUUCUCGAAUGGGAUGUGCAGUACCGUCCGUUCCCCAAGACGGUCCUCGACUGCUUGCCCACAGAGGGCCACGACUGGCAAGUGCCGGCCAGCACCGACGACCCCGGCUGGCGCGACCGCGAGGACUUGCGCGACCUUCUAAUCUGCAGCAUCGACCCCGUCGGCUGUCAAGAUAUUGACGACGCCCUGCACGCCCGCAAGCUCCCCAACGGCAACUACGAAGUCGGCGUGCACAUUGCCGACGUCUCGCACUUUGUCAAGCCCGCCAACGCCAUGGACUCCGAGGCUAGUGUGCGCGGCACGACCGUCUACCUCGUCGACAAGCGUAUCGACAUGCUGCCGCCGCUGCUGGGCACCAACCUCUGCUCACUCAAGCCGUACGUUGAGCGGUACGCCUUUUCCGUACUGUGGGAGCUCACCGACAACGCCGACAUUGUGAGCGCGCGCUUCACCAAGUCGGUCAUCAAGUCGCGCGAGGCUUUUAGCUACGAACAGGCGCAGCUGCGCAUCGACGACGCCGCGCAGCAGGACGAGCUGACGCAGGGCAUGCGCGCGCUGCUGGCGCUGUCGCGCCGCCUCAAGAAGAAGCGCAUGGACGCGGGCGCGCUCAGCCUGUCGUCGCCCGAGGUCAAGGUGCAGAUGGAGUCGGAGACGUCGGACCCCAUCGACGUCAAGACCAAGGAGCUGCUCGACACCAACUCGCUCGUCGAGGAGUUUAUGCUGUUUGCCAACAUUUCCGUCGCCGCCAAGAUCUACGAGGCCUUUCCGCAGACGGCCAUUCUUCGGCGCCACGCCGCGCCGCCCAAGACCAACUUUGACGACCUCGCCGAGCAGCUGCGUGUGAAGCGCGGCCUCGCGCUCCGCACCGACACGAGCAAGGCGCUCGCCGACUCGCUCGACGCGUGCGUCGACCCGGCCGAGCCCUUCUUCAACACGCUCGUCCGCAUCAUGGCCACGCGCUGCAUGAUGAGCGCCGAGUACUUUUGCUCGGGCACCCAGGCCUACCCCGAGUUUCGCCACUACGGCCUCGCGUCCGAGAUUUACACGCACUUUACCUCGCCCAUCCGCCGCUACGCCGACCUGCUCGCGCACCGGCAGCUCGCGGCCGCCAUUGGCUACGAGGCCGUGCACCCCGCGGUGCGCAGCCGCGGCCGCCUCGAGGCCGUCUGCAAGAACAUCAACGUCCGCCACCGCAACGCGCAAAUGGCCGGCCGCGCCUCGAUCGCCUACUACGUCGGCCAGGCCCUCAAGGGCCGCGUCGCAGAAGAGGACGCCUUUGUCAUGCGCGUCUUCAGCAACGGCCUCGUCGUCCUCGUACCGCGCUUCGGCAUCGAGGGCCUGAUUCGCCUGCGCGACCUGGCGACGCCCGAGCCCGAGAGCGAGUUUGACGCCGAGACGUUUACGCUCACGACGACGGGCAGCCGUGCCCUCAAGGUGGAGCUGUUCCAAAAGGUCAAGGUCAGAGUCCACGAUGAAAAGGACGAGAAGACGGGCAAGCGCGGCGUCAAGAUGGAGCUGAUUAGCACGUGA